AUGCUCAGACAUUCACAGUCCAAGGCCUUGGCUGCUGCUGCCAGCACUCCAGGACUCGGCCUCGUCUGCUGGGCCGUGCGGCUUUUUGCAAACACUAAUCAUUGUUACCCAACAUCCAGGGUCAAGGACUCGGGACUCCAAUUUCAAGGAUUUCAGCAGUGCGAAAGCUCAGAGAAUGGAGAGUGA
Molecule: messenger RNA, 186 nt
Organism: Colletotrichum paranaense
Lineage: Eukaryota; Fungi; Ascomycota; Sordariomycetes; Glomerellales; Glomerellaceae
Exons: 1
Coding region: 1-186 (61 amino acids)
Source: RefSeq, a predicted model, not a curated record